CCAUGAAGAGAUGAGGGGUGCUUAAUGAGAAGAUGGGGGUUAAAUUCCCCAGGAAAACCAAGUACCACCCAGCUCUGCCUAGCCGGUGGCAGCCCAGAAAGCAGCGGGAGGUGCCAUUUCUAGAAGCUACCUGGGGCUGGUGAAGCAGUGCCAUGGACUCCAGCACUGUCACCCCCACCCUCCUCCCCACCUCCCACCCUUCCUCCGCAGAGUGGUUCUUGCGCAAGCGCCAGCUCAACCCAGCACAGGGGAGGCUGCGGGCUUCGAGGUGAGCGCAGCCCGCCGCGCUCCGACACCCCUUCAGCCCCAGUCCCAGCCUUCUCUCCCAGGACUAGCCCCAGAGCCAGCUCCGUUGGCCCGGGGGCUGCCUUUCCUCUCCCGUCAGGCCGUGCCAGGCAGUCGGGGGACCCCAGGGAGGCAGACGGUGCUCUGAGUUCGAGUAUGGCAGUACCCCUGGCCUAGGCCAUUCAGUGGAGCCCUUGGGAUUCAGGGACGCAGAGGAUUGUGAGGAGGAAACCCAGUCAGAAGGCAAGAGGGUGAUGAAGAACCUUGUUUGAGUUGUGUGGGAGGAAAAGAGGGAAGAAGCCAGGAUGACUGGAGUGCAGAAUGGGCCCUCUGAGACAGAAACAUGAUGCCUGCACGAGAAAGGCCGUGUGCCUGCGGCCGUGGCCCCCAUGAGGACCAUGGCAAAUGGAAUGGGGUCCGUUCCUACCUGCACCUCUUCUAUGAGGACUGUGGAGGUGCAGCCCACCCUGAGGAGGUGGAGGAUCCCACUCCAAAUAACCAGGAUACCUGUGACUGGUCUUCCUCCUUCUGGAAGGGAGUUGUGUCCUUGUCACUCCUCUUGCUGCUCCUGGGAGCUGCUGCCCUGACCACGGGCUACGCUGUGCCGCCUAAGUUGGAGGGCAUCGGAGCAGGAGAGUUUCUGGUUCUGGACCAGCGCGCAGCUCAGUAUAACAAGGCUCUAGGCACUUGUCGCCUAGCAGGAAGUGCUCUCUGUGCUGUUGCCGCCAUCCUGCUGAGUACUUGCAUGCUCUUGGUCCUCUUGACCCGACUCAAGCCAGAACCCAAGGCAGAGCCUGUGGACAGGGAAGAUGAAGAAGCGCAGCAGCGGGCACCUAUCUUAUGCCAGAGACCCCAGAGCUGCCUGGAACCUGGAUCUCAUGAACUCACUCUGCCACUGAAGAACUGUGUGAUCUUGGAGGAGGAACCGGAGGACCAGGCUGAGGAAGAGACUUUCCUAUCUCAAAGAGAGUCGGUGGCAGAAGUGGAAAAUAGACCCAGGUCACCCGAUUCCCACUCCAGUGCUAUUUCCAAUGAACUAGCUCCCAGGGGUGGGGAGCUAGGCUUUCUGGAUGGAGACCUGAGCGUAUCCCUGGAAGAAAUUGAUGUCUCCAUGCUCUGCCCACCCAAGCCAGCUUCUCAAGUAUCCCCAUCCUGGGUCCAACAGCAAGAGGUAUCCUUUCUCCCAUCACCACCAGGGGGCAACCUCUGCCCAGGACUGGCAUAGGGAGAGAGUUGAAAUUCAUCCUGUUUAUCUGAAAAGCCACCUGGCUACCAGGGUCUCAGCUCCACUGGGGCAUGGGGUCACUGGUCUAACCCCAAUUUUGCCUGACCCCAUAGCCUUCUCUGUUCCCUUUUUCCUCUGUCUUCUCCCUCAAUAAAAAGCCAGGAUGGAUCUUAAGAA
Messenger RNA from Phascolarctos cinereus (koala), 1687 nucleotides. It is a transcript of the gene NRSN2, whose product is annotated as neurensin 2. NCBI's taxonomy places the organism in Eukaryota, Metazoa, Chordata, Mammalia, Diprotodontia, Phascolarctidae. Gene Ontology annotation, cellular component: neuronal cell body; transport vesicle; neuron projection. The record is from RefSeq and is a predicted model, not a curated record. Gene Ontology annotation, biological process: nervous system development.